CGGUCGGGAUGCGCGCGGGGGCGCUGCGCGAGCGGCUUCAGUUGGUCGCCUCUGAGCCCCGGGAGUUGUCGUAGGGGGCGCGCGGGGGGAAGCCCUGAGAUACCGAUUGACCGUCAGCUGAGUGGUUAUGCAUCUCAAUCAGUGAUCCAACAAGCAAUGGAUAUUACUUCAAAGACAAGUGGAAAAGCCUUGUAUGAACAAAGAAAGAAUUAUGCAAAAUCAACUGUUGUAAUGUCAGAGACCUCGCAAUAUCGUGUUGAGCACCUUGCAACUUUUGUUGUGGAUCGGAAGGAUGCCAUGAUAACAAUAGAUGAUGGUAUAAGGAAACUAAAACUACUUGAUGCAAAAGGCAAGGUCUGGACCCAGGACAUGUUACUUCAGGUGGAUGAGAAAGCUGUCAGUUUGAUUGAUCUGGAGAGCAAAAAUGAGUUGGAGCACUUCCCCUUUAACACAAUCCAGCAUUGUCAGUCUAUGAUGAAUGCCUGUAACUACGACUCCAUUCUGGCGCUCAUUUGUAAAGAAUCUGGCCAAGGCAAACCAGACAUUCACCUUUUCCAAUGUGAUGAAGUUAAGGCUGAUCUGAUCCAUGCAGAUAUUGAAAGUGCAAUCAGUGACAGUAAAAGUAACAAGCAGAAGAGAAGGCCUGACACUUUGAGAAAGAUUAUAAAUGCAGGUAAUUCCUCCAUCCCACCACCACCAAGUGCCCCAGCUCCCGUACCUCCAGGAACUAUUACACAGGUGGAUGUUAGGAGUCGAGUAGCAGCCUGGUCAGCUUGGGCCUUACCUGAACAAGAUGAAAAACAGAAGGUUAUUCAUGAACCUGAAGAAACUCCAGAUAUGGCAGCAGUCAGGAUUGACAGAGAUGUGCAAAUUUUGAACCAUGUUUUGGAUGACGUAGAAACAUUUGUCAUCAAACUUCAAAAAGCUGCCGAAGCCUUCUCUCAGCUUUCUCAACGGAAGAAAUCAAAGAAAAGCAAAAAGAAGGGACCAGGAGAGGGUGUUCUGACACUCCGGGCAAAGCCACCUUCACAAGAUGAGUUCAUUGACUGUUUUCAGAAAUUCAAGCAUGCAUUUAAUCUCCUGGCUAAACUGAGAACACAUAUUCAGAACCCUAGUGCAGUUGACCUAGUGCACUUCUUGUUUACGCCUCUGAACAUGGUCAUACAAACCAGUGGUGGUCCAGAAAUGGGUAGAUCUGUCCUUUCUCCUCUCUUGACAAAGGAUGCUAUAGAUUUUCUGAAUACGUGCGUCACACUUGAAGAAAGGGAAAUUUGGUUUUCCUUGAAUGAAACAUGGACUAAACCCAGGUCGGAGUGGCCGAAAGAUCAGUUUAUUCCCCCUUACGUGCCUCACUUUAGAAAUGGAUGGGAACCUCCUUUAUUGUCAUUUUUGGGCACACCUUGUGAACAGGAAUUGAAUAAUUUAGCUGAAUCAGUGGCAAAUGCAGAACAUCAGCGAAGGCAAGAAGAGCAGAGGAGGCUGAGUGAAGAGCAAGCCAUUUCACAGGACUGUCUUCCUGCUGACGGGUAUGCAUUCAGAAACUCAAAUGACCAGAAACGAUCUCUGCGGCAACAAGGAACAGCUGAUUCUUCCUUUAAGAGAAAUAGUAGCCGACAUGUAGCUAGAAAUUAUCAAAGUCAUGUUAAAGUGGAACCUAAGAAAUUUGCCAAAUCAAAGUAUGAUUUUGUCGCAAGAAACAACAAUGAACUCUCUGUAAUGAAAGAUGAUCUGCUAGAGAUCCUGGAUGAUCGAAAGCAAUGGUGGAAAGUGAAAAACCAUAGUGGAGUGUCAGGAUAUGUGCCAAAUAACAUACUGGAUGUAAUGAGAGACCCUCGUGAGCUUGGUGAAGGGGUGCCUGAAGGCCUUUACAGUCAGGCCAUUCAGCUCUUGAUGCCAAAGAAGGAAUUUGAAUUAUUCAAGCAAUUACUGGGAGAACUGUCUGAGAAACAGAAGAUGGAUGUCAUUGCAAGAUCUUCCGGACCAAUACCACCUGCUCCUUCACCACCACCAGCACAGAUCUCGGCUUCCCCUACAUCUUCAUUUACAGGUGGUAUAGUUAAAGGAUCUUCUAGGAGUGUUAGCCGUCAGAACAGUAGCAGUUCAAUUGAGAGCUCUGGUGCACAAAAGGACGGUCAGAGAGAUGUACACACGUUAGUCAACCGGCGGAAAUCUCAUAUGGAAGAAGUGCAAGAUGAGUUGGCACAUCGACUUACAAUCGGACGUAGUGGUGCGCAGAAGAAAUUUCAAGUAUUACGAAGCAACAGUUCCACCAUUGGCAUUUCCUUUGAUUCAUCUCCAGAAGAAGUAGCAGAAUGGUUACGGUCUAAAGGAUUUAAUGCUGUUACUGUGAAUAGUUUGGGAGUACUCUCAGGAGCACAACUCUUCUCUUUAAACAAAGAUGAACUGAAGACCGUUUGUCCUGAAGAUGGUGUUCGGGUUUACAGUCAGGUUACAGUGCAGAAGGCUACAUUGGAGGAUAAACGUGGGACCUCUGAACUGGAGGAGAUCAUGAAACGCCGGCAAGAAAAACUCAACGCUGCUGGCUGUGACUCUGGAGUAGAAUCGUUUGAUGAAGGAAACAGUCAUUAAUGAAGGGUGAUUACUUUGAAACUUUUUCUUUGAUUUUAGGAAGCCACUGAGAAAUCAUCUGAGUUUUUAGAAAUUAUGCGCAGGAGGCACAAAUUGAUCGACCAGUGAAGCGUAUUGCUGGAAAGGACAAGAUUUAAUGAACAUGUUUUGCUACGUUUUAUUACUGUGGAGUAGAACAGAAUUUCGUAAAAAUAUAAUUGUGACUUGUUAAAAUUAAGCUUAUCUUUUGCCAUCAAAUUUUGUUUGUAUCCUCUUUGAAUAUAAUUUAAUAGUUUAUUGUAAGAGACUUAAUACAGUAAACUAGGUUUGUCACAAUCUGUAGUGAAAUGAUAAAGGGAAUAAGAUUGAGUCAGUAUUGUCUUUGAUUUAAAUUCAAAAGAUUUGUAAGAUUAUAUUGGUGAUGAAGACAAUAGUGAAGCAUUUUCUGUGACUGGUAUUUAAUGUACAAAUGUCAUUGUCGAAGAUGCAGUUGGUCUAACAGCAAUUUUUUCACAUUAAAUAUACAGUUCUAGUCUUAAAGUAUGACUAGAAAGUUGUAUUUAAAAAAAGAUAGUUACAACACUACUGCCCUUGGCAUGGGACUUAUUGAUUUGGAAAUGUACCACUGACACAACCACCCCUCCCCCACCCUCCUUCCCCAUGCAAUGUCAUAUCUGUUACAAAUGGACACCAAAAUAUUUCACAUGCAAAUAGUUUAUUUCACAGUUUGAACUUUAAAUAUUGUUAUCUUGAUGUAAUUUUAUGGAAACUUGCUGAACUGAGAAGAAUGUUGUACAUUUGAGAACUUAAAUCCAUUAAGAAGGAUUUGAUAUUGUAUUUGUAUAGUUUCAUGGUGCCUUUUUCCACACACUUCAGCUAUAAUUCUGAAAUAAAUAGUAUUUACUGCUA
Chiloscyllium plagiosum (whitespotted bambooshark) is the source of this 3477-nucleotide messenger RNA. Lineage: Eukaryota; Metazoa; Chordata; Chondrichthyes; Orectolobiformes; Hemiscylliidae. The record is from RefSeq and is a predicted model, not a curated record.